Molecule: messenger RNA, 390 nt
Organism: Serpula lacrymans var. lacrymans S7.9
Lineage: Eukaryota; Fungi; Basidiomycota; Agaricomycetes; Boletales; Serpulaceae
Exons: 5
Coding region: 1-390 (129 amino acids)
Cellular component (GO): cytosol
Source: RefSeq, a predicted model, not a curated record
AUGUCAGAUCUCAAAAUUGAAGGUUUCAAGGCAUCUGACAUUAUAUCCGCCCUCAACUCUGCUUUCAGCGGAUUCACAGAGCAGGAGAGGGCCACGCAGAUAAAGAAGACAAAUGGCAUCUUUGAGCUUCGGAUAUCCAACGCAGACAAAACGGAGGCUGUCUGGACCAUCGACCUGAAGAAGAGCGGAUCUGUCUACAAGGGACCAGCCAAGCCAAAACCGGAUGUCACCCUCAUUUUCUCAGACGACGUUUUCACACAGCUUGCAGAGGGCAAGCUGGAUGGCCAAAAGGCUUUCCUCACGGGAAAGCUCAAGGCAAAGGGUAACAUUAUGCUUGCUACCAAACUCGACGGUGUCUUAAAGACCGCCAAAGGGAAGGCCAAACUCUAA